Molecule: messenger RNA, 1856 nt
Organism: Haplochromis burtoni (Burton's mouthbrooder)
Lineage: Eukaryota; Metazoa; Chordata; Actinopteri; Cichliformes; Cichlidae
Gene: plekhb1
Product: pleckstrin homology domain containing B1
Exons: 6
Coding region: 79-606 (175 amino acids)
Biological process (GO): regulation of cell differentiation
Cellular component (GO): membrane
Source: RefSeq, a predicted model, not a curated record
UUUUUUCCCUCUCGUCUUCAUACGAGAAUUGCUUCAUACUGGGUUAUUUUCUUUAAAACGGAACGGAGCUAAGAAUACAUGCUAACUUCUGUCCUAAAACGCUGGAAGCUCAACUGGUGUGACCUUUGGAUCGAUGGGAGUCUUUGCUUUUACAAGUCAGACAACAGGCGAGAGCUGGAGCAUCGCGUCAGUCUCAAACUAGCAUGCAUAGAUGUGCAGUCCGGUCAGGAAUGUGGAGGUGUGACUCCACCAGAGAGCAAUCCCAGGGAGAAUCUCGUCGUGGUUCACCUCAUGGACGGCUCAACACUCAACCUGUGCGCAAACAGUGAAGACGAAUCAAUAGCGUGGAAACUGACUCUGCUGCAGACCAGAAGAAACCCGGUGUUCACAUAUGACCCAUAUGAUGACUCCUACCAGGCUGUCCCCCUCAAUAGCCGCCACACUGUCUACAUAACACCUGGAGCAGGACCAGGAACCCACCAGGUGGUUGUUCAAAGGGACCCGUUUGAUGGCGUGGUGGAGCAUCUAGCACUGGGAAUGUUAGCAGGAAUGGCAGCCGGGGCAGCCAUGCGAUCCUUCCUUUGGAUGCCCUUGUUUUUUUGCUGAGAUGACUGACAUUACUGACAGGAGAGCAAAGCCUGCCUGUCACCAAGACAAGGGAGUUGGACAUCUAACGAGCAUGUGUAGAACAGGCUUUCCCAUCAUACUUGCUCUGAUAAAAAAGCUGCUUUUGUUCUUUAUUAUGAGCAUAUAAAACCUGCGUUGUCAUCUUAAACGUGUAAAACACUGUCAGAUGCUGCUCCCCUGUGUCGUCUGUGUUUUAAAAAUACUGGCUGCCACAAUAUUAGAAGAACAAACAUUACGGUUUUAAAGCGUACAUACGAGAAUGUGGUUUUGGGGAGCUUUGUGCACUUUGUUCUCACUUGUCUUUUGUAAGUUUUGCUUUUACUUGCUGGUUAAGUUUAAGCACCAAAAAUUACUUGUUUAGAUUUAUGCACAAAACUCUUGGUAUAACACUACACAUUGUACUGCAACAGCACCAAGGUUGUAGAGUUUUACAUCACCACUUAUGAACGUUUGCAAAGCAGGAAGUUGGUUUUAUAUACGAGUUAUUUUACCAGUGGAAUUCUAGACAAAGUGUAGUUUGUAAGAAAUAUUAAAAUAUUAGCACCUCACUAGAAAACAAGUAGAUAUAUUAAAAAUAAAUUAUAAUACACUGAAAUUCACUUUUGUUUUCACUGCACAACAGUCCUAGCUAUACAACCACUAACUAGCAUUUUUCAUAGCUCUCGUCAGUAACACUGCCUCGACUACCUGAAGAUGGACGGAUGACCCAAAAGCUCAGCAGGUCACACUUCAAGGGACUGAAGACUGCGUCUCAGGCAGUCAGCUUGCCUUUAGGUCAAAGUGUUUGAUGAAACCAUGGGUUUAAACUACAACUGCAAGUCCAACAACUAUGGAAGUUUGAGGAGUCCACUAAUAAGGAAAACAUUUGACACCCAUGAGUCAGUUGAGUUAUUUAGUUGAAAUUUUGAGACAUUAAUCCCAAAGCAAAAAAUAGAAGUUGUUUUUGGAAGUGGAAACAAGCUUCCAUAAAAUAUAAAGAGACACUAUUUUCCCAAAAUAUAUUUCAAAUUUAUUAUUGUAUUAAUAUUUCAAAAAAAAAAAAAAAAUAUCCACAAAGCAUUUCUACUCUGUAUCCAUCAACACACUGACAAUGAUGCUAAUGUAAUCUCAGCAAAGACUGACAUGAGCUGUGUGAUCUUUCGGUGCAUACAUUUAUUGCAGUUCUAUGUUGCAUGCUACAACUAUAGUAUUAAAAUGCAAAACAUGUAUUAAAUGAUCGCGUUCAACUA